Molecule: messenger RNA, 935 nt
Organism: Archocentrus centrarchus (flier cichlid)
Lineage: Eukaryota; Metazoa; Chordata; Actinopteri; Cichliformes; Cichlidae
Product: myotubularin-related protein 7-like
Exons: 4
Coding region: 1-390 (129 amino acids)
Biological process (GO): phosphatidylinositol dephosphorylation
Cellular component (GO): cytoplasm
Molecular function (GO): phosphatidylinositol-3-phosphate phosphatase activity; phosphatidylinositol-3,5-bisphosphate phosphatase activity
Source: RefSeq, a predicted model, not a curated record
AUGAACUGCUGUGACAGGACACACAAAAUACUGAGUGUUACAGUGAGUCCUGUCCUCUUAGAGAAGUACAGCGAGCUCUACUGCCUGUCCUUUAACCCCAACGUGAACAAAGAGGAGAGAGAGGAGUCGUGGAGCUUCAUCGACCUCGUCGCCGACUACAAGAGGAUGGGAGUUCCUAACAACCUGUGGGUUGCUACGGCAGCCAACAGCGAAUACAGGGUGUGUGAUACCUACCCCUCAGAGCUGUUUGUUCCAAAGUCGGCCACGCCCGCCAUCGUUGUCGGCAGCUCGAGGUUCAGAAGUCGAGGACGAUUUCCUGCUUUGUCGUACUUCCACCAGGACACGCUGGCAGCCGUGUGCCGGUGCAGUCAGCCGCUGUCAGGAGGAUGAGAUGAUGCUACAGGCGGUGAUGAAGUCCAACCCUGGCAGUGACUACAUCUAUGUGGUGGAUACCAGGCCCAAGCUGAACGCGAUGGCAAAUCGAGCAGCGGGUAAAGGCUAUGAGAACGAGGACCACUACACCAACAUCAAGCUGCAGUUCAUUGGCAUUGAAAACAUUCAUGUGAUGAGGAGCAGCCAGCAGAAGAUCAUCACCUGGGUCAUCUGUCUCGUCUCUGACAGAGAUCCUUAAAAACAGGAUUAAAAACUCUUCAUUUUACCUUCAAAUCAGCUUCAUGUGGAUGUUUUCAUUUUCAUUGAUUAUUCUCUUUUUAACACUCACACUGCUGCUCAGUGUACAGCAGAGACGUUUUAGUUUCCUACUUAUGAGACUGUGCUUGUGCAACUGCAGAGGGGGAAGCUGUGAUCCAGAUUCAGCCUGUAUCCACUGUUUGGUUUGUCCUUCAGUCUGUGAAGAGUGUCGGGUUCAUGGGCCCUCGCUGUUCGUCCGGGAUGCUCCGGUGGGCCUCGGGGAGAAGUCAAAUCAGCCACGCCUG